Arctia plantaginis is the source of this 654-nucleotide messenger RNA. The record is from the annotation of a GenBank genome assembly. NCBI's taxonomy places the organism in Eukaryota, Metazoa, Arthropoda, Insecta, Lepidoptera, Erebidae.
AUGUCGUCUAAAGUAUCUCGCGAUACGCUCUACGAGUGCGUUAAUGCGGUCCUCCAGGCAUCGAAGGACAAAAAACGCAAUUUCUUGGAGACAGUCGAGAUUCAAAUCGGUUUGAAGAACUAUGACCCGCAAAAGGACAAGCGUUUCUCAGGCACUGUCAAGCUAAAGUACAUUCCUAGGCCUAAGAUGCAAGUAUGCAUCUUGGGAGAUCAACAGCACUGUGAUGAGGCCAAAACCCAGAAUGUACCGUGCAUGGAUGCAGAGGCUCUGAAAAAGCUGAACAAGAACAAGAAACUUGUUAAGAAGCUAGCCAAGAAAUAUGAUGCUUUCCUGGCAUCUGAAUCGCUGAUUAAGCAAAUUCCCCGUCUGCUUGGUCCUGGCCUCAACAAAGCUGGCAAGUUCCCUGGUCUCCUCUCCCACCAGGAGUCCAUGACACAAAAGAUUGAUGAGGUUAAAGCAACUAUCAAGUUCCAGAUGAAGAAGGUAUUGUGCCUAUCUGUGGCGGUCGGCCACGUGGACAUGACCCCCGAUGAGCUAGCACAAAAUGUACACUUGUCAAUCAACUUCCUCGUGUCCCUGCUCAAGAAACACUGGCAGAACGUGAGGUCGUUACACAUGAAGUCCACAAUGGGUCCACCCCAGAGAUUGUACUAA